ACUGUAUCCUGCCUGUGUGCAUGCUUGCAUGAGAGUUUACUAAUACAUAUAAUGUUAAUUACCCACUUAUGUCCUGAAGCAAGGCUGGGAAUGAAUUUCAGGAAAAGAGAUGUUUGUUUUGCACCAUCGCCCACAUCCCAUACACUCUCGGUCACGAGGAAAUUGCCCCGUACCUCCACCCUGCGAGCGCUCGUUCCUGCAGCUGUAGGCACCAAGCAGGGAGAACCCACAGACCUUACAGAAACCCCUGUUCCUCUGCCUCCCCCACCAUGGAAAACUCACUCGGGAGCGAGCCCUGGGUCUGUGCACUGCUCCUGCCCCAGCUGAAGCAGUACAGCUGUUGCUUCAGUAGAGAAAGGGAUUGGAUUUCACAGGCUGUGUAAUCUGCGACAGAGCUCUUUGGCUUGGGGAGAGUAACAAGCCUCACCCAGGCUCAGCCAUCCCCUUUCUGCCCGUAGAGGAACGCCCCGGUUGACAUAGAAGGAAAAUUGUUUGCUGAAUUUCUGCACAGCCCUCCUUCCAAUUGCUGGAGAGAGAGGGGGGAGUGAGAAAGAGAGAGAGUUUAAGGCAGGCUCUGCACUGGUGUUCUGGGCUAUUUCAACUUCAGGGCAACUUUAGAGAACUUCAGUUAUUUUUGGUUCCGGACGACAGCUGAGACCGGCAGAGCCUCCGGGAGAUGCUGAUGCUGAUGCAGAAGAUGAAGAUUCUGUUAAUGAAGUGGCAGUAGAAGACAUCCGUCCAAGGCCACAGGGAUCCUCACCAGUUUAUGAAUAUUCCGUAGAAGAAGAAUACUUAAAGCUGCAAGAAGAAAACAAAAAAUAUACUACCGACAAAUCAAAACAGAGUCAUCCACAGGAGACAAUGGAAGUGACCUUGAAAACAGAAGUGGAAGCUGGUGCUAGUGGUUUUAGUGUGGCUGGUGGAGGAAAUGAAGGAAUAUUUAUUAAAAAAGUUCUUAAGGAAUCUCCUGCUUCAAAAGUGUUUAGUCUGAGAGAAGGUGAUCAACUUCUAAGUGCUACAAUAUUUUUUGAUAAUAUCAAAUAUGAAGAUGCACUCAAGAUUCUUCAGUAUUCGGAGCCAUACAGAGUCCAAUUCAGCCUGAAAAGAAAAAUUGCUGGGAAAGAAGAGCUAGAACAUUUUCACUCUACAGCACAGUACAAAAAGGAACGAUUAAGUCAGGAUAAAGAACUCAGUGAAAGCAUUCCUGAAGAAGCACUGCACGUUUCAGGAAAAGCUACUUCAGAAGAAGACAGAGAAACAUUAAUUGUAAACCAAAGGGUUGGAAGAAGCAAAAGACCUAAAAAAGAUAGAUUAUCAUGGCCAAAAUUCCAGUCAAUUAAAAAUAAAAAGAUACUGGGACACAGAAGAUCUCACAGUACAUCAGAUGCAUAUGAGCCUGCUAUACAGGAUAUUUCCCCUACAAGCACAGAUACAGAAUCUCAACAAGAAAUUCAUAUCAAACAAAAAAAAGGAAGCCAAAAGAAGCUGAAGUUCCCUAGUAUUGGAUUCAAAAUGCAUAGAUCCAAAACAGAACAUCAAGACAAGCAAAAAAAAGAAAUAAAUACUACAUUGUUAUAUGAAAAACAGAAAAUGCACAAAGAAGAUAUCAGCCUGGAAGGUCCUGAAAUACUGACUGUUGAAUAUACUGCUUCUACUUCUGAAAUGAAAACAGAGGAAUUACAUGAAACUUCAACAACAGACUUAAAAGAUGUGGAAAAUGGUAUUCCCACAUAUGCAAAAAAGUGCCCUGAAGUUGAAAUAAGCAUUAAAAAGGAAAAGGAAUCAGCAUUGAAGUAUACUGUACCUGAAGUGCAAGAUAUAACCAGAAAGGUAUCAAAGCCAAGUUUAGAAGCAGAUCUGAAAGAAACCCCAACAAAACAAACACCAAAAGCCUCAACAAAAUCCCGAAAAAAGAAGCAAAAAGGAACAGAAGAUAAAACAGAAGGAGAAAAUGGAAUUAAAGUAGACAUAAUGGAUCACACUGCAGAAGUAUACAUAGAAGAAAGAGAUUUAGAAAUAGGUAGACCUAGAGUUGAAAUACAAACACCCGAGACACUGGAAGACAGAGAAAAACAAGCAGAAGAUGACAAACAGAUACCAACAAUUCAGAAAACAAAAUUUUGGAUGUCAGUGCCAAAAAGAAAAGAAACAGACACUAAAAAGAUAUUAACAAAAUCAGAAAUAGAUGUUCCAGAUUCAGGAUUGGUAACACAAGCUGAUAAAGAAAUUGAGAAAGGAAAGAAAAUGGAUCUGCAAGCUCAGAUACCUGUUACAGAAAAAGAAGAAUCUACAUGGAAAAUAACAAUACCAUCAGUCGAAAUGGUGACAUUACCCACAGGUGAUACCAAAAUAGAAGACAGCAAAGUAGAAUCCAAAUACACAGUAAAAAAGGAACAGACAGAAGACAGAAACAUACAAAGAAGUGACAGAAGUUCAAAGAUAGAAAUUACUGCAAAGAAAGGAGAAAAAGAUGUAGAUGGAAAAGAAAGCAAACAGAGAUUACCUAAGUUUAAAUUACCUACAUUUACAUGGGGAACAAGUAAAGAUGAAACACUCAAACCAGAAAUUCUGUUAAGUGAGACAAUCACUGCCAGGGAUGCAAAAGUCGAGGUGGACGUCAGCGUGCCCAAAGUGGACGCCAGCCUCCCCGAGGCAGAGGUCAAGGCCGGCGCUGUCGACGUCAGCAUCUCGGCCCCCGACAUCAA
This is a messenger RNA of Phasianus colchicus (ring-necked pheasant), 2705 nucleotides long. RefSeq names its product AHNAK nucleoprotein 2 (gene AHNAK2). The record is from RefSeq and is a predicted model, not a curated record. Gene Ontology annotation, molecular function: protein binding. Gene Ontology annotation, biological process: regulation of RNA splicing. Gene Ontology annotation, cellular component: costamere; cytoplasm; nucleus. Lineage: Eukaryota; Metazoa; Chordata; Aves; Galliformes; Phasianidae.